Chlorocebus sabaeus (green monkey) is the source of this 5936-nucleotide messenger RNA. The record is from RefSeq and is a predicted model, not a curated record. Lineage: Eukaryota; Metazoa; Chordata; Mammalia; Primates; Cercopithecidae.
GGGGGGCGGGGGCCGGGGCGAAGUGACCAGGCGGCAGCGGCGGCGGCGGCUCUGCUGAGGUGACAACGUGCUAGCAGCCCUUGCUCGCUCUCGGCGCCUCCUCGGCCUCGGCGUCCGCUCUGGCCGCGCUCGAGGAGCCUUUCAGCCCGCCGCUGCGCUAUGAGGGCCCCUCUCUGGGGCUGGCAGAGGCCGGAGCCGGCUCCCUCUGCUCACGGGGAAGUGUGAAGAGAGAGGCGCGAGCGGGAGCCGGGACUGAGCGCGGCGCUCGCGGGCCGGCGCGGGUUCCAGGUGAGCGCGGGCUUGGCGAGACCCGCACUCGGCGCGGCCGGCCGGCGCCUGCUGGGCUUGAUCGGAGGCUGAAUCCCGUGCGUGGACCGCCGUUCCCUCUUCGCGGGAUCGUUGGCCACGAUAGCAGAUGCAUUUCUGUAGAAGCAUUUUGAGGAUGAAUGUUUGCAAAUUUUGAAAUUGCCAAGUGCAACAUACAUGGAAUGUAUCCUGCUUUUAUCUUGGAGUUCACCUGUGUGGCUUGGAUUUAUCACAGUAGCAUUUGUCUUCAAUCUGUGUGUUAACUAGAAAUCAAGGAAAGACAUGAGGAGAUUUGUUUACUGCAAGGUGGUUCUAGCCACUUCAUUGAUGUGGGUUCUUGUUGAUGUCUUCUUACUGCUGUACUUCAGUGAAUGUAACAAAUGUGAUGAUAAGAAGGAGAGAUCUCUGCUGCCUGCAUUGAGGGCCUGGUGCAGAACCAUUGCUGGGGAUCUAGUAUGGGCAUUUGGAGCUGUUAUUUCAAGAAACCAAGAAGGGCCAGGAGAAAUGGGAAAAGCUGUGUUAAUUCCUAAAGAUGACCAAGAGAAAAUGAAAGAGCUGUUUAAAAUCAAUCAGUUUAACCUGAUGGCCAGUGAUUUGAUUGCCCUUAAUAGAAGUCUGCCAGAUGUAAGAUUAGAAGGAUGUAAGACAAAAGUCUACCCUGAUGAACUUCCAAACACAAGUGUAGUCAUUGUGUUUCAUAAUGAAGCUUGGAGCACUCUCCUUAGAACUGUUUACAGUGUGAUAAAUCGUUCCCCACACUAUCUACUCUCUGAGGUCAUCUUGGUAGAUGAUGCCAGUGAAAGAGAUUUUCUCAAGUUGACAUUAGAGAAUUACGUGAAAAAUUUAGAAGUGCCAGUAAAAAUUAUUAGGAUGGAAGAACGCUCUGGGUUAAUACGUGCCCGUCUUCGAGGAGCAGCCGCUUCAAAAGGGCAGGUCAUAACUUUUCUUGAUGCACACUGUGAAUGCACGUUAGGAUGGCUGGAGCCUUUGCUGGCAAGAAUAAAGGAAGACAGGAAAACGGUUGUCUGCCCUAUCAUUGAUGUGAUUAGUGAUGAUACUUUUGAAUAUAUGGCUGGGUCAGACAUGACUUAUGGGGGUUUUAACUGGAAACUGAAUUUCCGCUGGUAUCCUGUUCCCCAAAGAGAAAUGGACAGGAGGAAAGGAGACAGAACAUUACCUGUCAGGACCCCUACUAUGGCUGGUGGCCUAUUUUCUAUUGACAGAAACUACUUUGAAGAGAUAGGAACUUACGAUGCAGGAAUGGAUAUCUGGGGUGGAGAGAAUCUUGAAAUGUCUUUUAGGAUUUGGCAAUGUGGAGGCUCCUUGGAGAUUGUUACUUGCUCCCAUGUUGGUCAUGUUUUUCGGAAGGCGACUCCAUACACUUUUCCUGGUGGCACUGGUCAUGUCAUCAACAAGAACAACAGGAGACUGGCAGAAGUUUGGAUGGAUGAAUUUAAAGAUUUCUUCUACAUCAUAUCCCCAGGUGUUGUCAAAGUGGAUUAUGGAGAUGUGUCAGUCAGAAAAACACUAAGAGAAAAUCUGAAGUGUAAGCCCUUUUCUUGGUACCUAGAAAACAUCUAUCCGGACUCCCAGAUCCCAAGACGUUAUUACUCACUUGGUGAGAUAAGAAAUGUUGAAACCAAUCAGUGUUUAGACAACAUGGGCCGCAAGGAAAAUGAAAAAGUGGGUAUAUUCAACUGUCAUGGUAUGGGAGGAAAUCAGGUAUUUUCUUACACUGCUGACAAAGAAAUUCGAACCGAUGACUUGUGCUUGGAUGUUUCUAGACUCAAUGGACCUGUAAUCAUGUUAAAAUGCCACCAUAUGAGAGGAAAUCAGUUAUGGGAAUAUGAUGCUGAGACCCACACUCUUCUUCAUAUAAUCACCCAGUCUUGUCUCUCAGUGAACAAAGUAGCUGAUGGCUCCCAGCAUCCUACAGUGGAAACCUGUAAUGAUAGCACUUUGCAAAAAUGGCUACUAAGAAACUAUACAAGAAUGGAAAUUUUUAGAAAUAUUUUUGGGAAUUCUACUGAUUACAUUCUCUAAUGAUUUUUGGAGAGACUCACGUUGCGACAUGUUAACAGUAACCAAUGUCUCGAUGAACCUUCUGAAGAAGACAAAAUGGUGCCUACAAUGCAGGACUGUAGUGGAAGCAGAUCCCAACAGUGGCUGCUAAGGAACAUGACCUUGGGCACAUGAAGACCAUGCCCUCCAAGCCAUGAAAGUGUCUACGCUUUUGUUUUUCCAUUAUUUCAAUUGGGGGAAAAUAUUGACUUUGCUGAAUUGAAAGUUUUAAAAAUCCUUUUAGUAUUCUAAAACACAAUUGUUUCUAAUUCGUUUCUAGAAAUGUUUGCUUAUUUCCCUAUUAAAAUUUGUAUCUGAUCAAAGCACAUAAAAAUAUAAAUAAUAGCAAACUAUUAUUAAACAACAGAACAACUUGUAAAACAAACUGUUUGCUUUAAGAAAAAUCUUUAUUGCACUCAUGUCAUAGGGUUAAUUGGAGGUUAUUUUAUUUUUGAUUGUCAUGGUGAUUGAAAGAGAUAAUGUAAAUGCCUUAUAAAAUCAUCUUCAUUAUGAAAUAUUAUCAGUUGCUUUAUAAACUCACCUGUUUUACCGAUCCUUCGUGGAAACAUGUUUGAAUUCUAUGUCUACAACAGGGCCACAUAUUAAAUUAUUUCUGAAUGGUGAAUUCAUCCUACAAAAUAUUCCAAGUUUUGGACAAAGAAAAACAUUACAUUGGAUAUUGAAUUCAUAGAGCCUUUACAGAAGCAUCACAUUUAAACCAAUGUGAAUCCAAAAAAGAGAAGGAAAAUUUUUAAAUUCAAUUUAAAGGACAUAAAAAAAAGAAAUCCGUGAGGCAUUGAGGGGAAAAAGACGAGUCUAAUCCGCAGUGCUUCAAUCAUUGUGAGAGAACUCAAAGUGGGUUGCAAUUAUUCCUAACACAGGCUGAAGCUAAACAAUCUUGCUUCCAGAGUUUAUGUUGGAAACUCAAUUCUUAACCAAAAUCUUGGUCUCCACAAACUCUACCAUCCCUUUUCUCUUCACUCUAUAGACAGUGGCAUGCCACUGAUGCUGUACAGAAUUGUAGGUGAAAGGGAGAAUUUUAGACUUAAUUUUUAACUCUAUUGCACUUAAAGAUUUUAGUUAGGUCACCACUGUCGUUUUCAUUUUCUAUGUUAAAGAAUACCUUUCAGUGCUAUGCUCCAAUUUCUAAAACUUUUAUCACCAGGGGAAUAAACUCAACACACAUUCAUUAAACUUUUAUUGUAAUUAAACUGCUAUAUAUUGUUUGCCAUAUAUUAUGGCCCGAGGAACAUAGUUAUAAUUAGGCUACAUUCACAGUUUCUUUUCUCAUCUUAAAACCCUUUAUGUUCAAAAUACAUUAACAGAGGCCAUGAAAAGGAAAAAAUAAUCAGAAUUUUGCUAAUAAGUUUUUGUAUUUGACAGCAUUUAAAAUGCUCAUAGAGUUACCCUAUAUAUGUAUGUUAUUCGUUAUAAAUGCACUCAGCAGCUAAGAGAAAUUCGAGAGGAAAAACGAAAGAAGUGUUUUCUGGAGCAGAAGAUUCCACUUCUGUGGUCCUCAUCUUUACUUAAAAAGCUCUUAUAGAAAGGAUUAAUCAUUCUGACUGCAUACAAACUCUCUAUGUCUCUGACUUGCACAUACGCUGCUUUAUAAUGAAAAUGAGGACACUUUCUGAUUGUCAGUAAAAUCUUAAAUGAUUUUUGCAACUGGUAUUCCUUCCUCUUUUGACUUUUUAUUGGUACAACUGUAGGGAAGAAUCUGCAACCUGGAGCAUUUCAGGUUUGCUCUUUAAAUAUAGACACCCCUCACCAUGAGCUUUCCGGGAAUCCGUGACUUUCCUAAAAUUGUAAGCAAAAUGUUGAAUAUCAGGGCACUUUUUUCUGAGGUGGGAGUAUGUCACUUACAGCAAACUUGGAAAGAAGGCUAUGACUCACAAGAGGCAGUGAACCAUUGCCUUAAAUUAUUAGCAGCCUCUCAAGUCCAUUGAGGCCUCAUGUAAAAUUCCCAUCUUUCAUGUUUACACUCCUCUUCUCCCCUCAUUUCCUUUUCUCCUAACUAAGGUAAAAAGACCCUGCACAGCAUUAUUACUUAAGUUGAAAAGCUUCAACUCUCAAGGACUCAUGUAUACCAUAUGUUCCACUUAUUGAUUUAUCAGUCAAAAUGCAUGUUAUGUAGAAAAUGGUCAAUGGCAAAUUUUUAUAAAUACAGCUACCCCAUCAAAGCUGAACUUGAAACAUUUUAGCAGCAUUUUAAAUAUGUGAAAGUUCGUUGUGGUCAUGGUGAGAAACUAAAACUACAUGAGUUUCAUGCUAGAAAAGAAUUUUUUAAGAAUCUUCAGAUGGCUUGAACGCAUGCCAUUACAGUAUCUAACAAAAAGUGGCAUAAAAUAUAAAAUACCCAACACUAGAAAGCAAUGACUAACAUAUAAUUUGUUUUCAAAAAUGUUUAUUGUCUUCAGUACAAAAAGUUAAAACCAUGAUUGGAUUCAUAAUGCACUUGUCUUAUAGAUCCCUUAUUUAUGGAGCUAGACUGACAUAUUUCAAACCAAUCUCUUCUGUGGUCUUCUGCAUCUCAGUUAAUGCAACUUCAAACUUCCAGAUGCUCAGGUCAAAAACUGAAAGUUGCUUUUGACUCCUCUAUUUCUGUUUCAACUUUCAUCUAAUCCAACAGCAAAUUCCCUUGAUGCUACCUUUGAAAUAUAACUAGAAAAGAAUGACUUGCCGCCACAUCCACUAGGUGUCACUACCUCUAACCUUUUUAAUCGCAAUAUGCUUAUUAUUUAGUUCCCUAAUUUCCUAGUCCUUGUCUUGAACAAUCUUUUCUCAAUACACCAGCCAUAGUGAUUCUGUUAACCAUGAAUUUGAUUGUGUCAUUUCCCUGCUCACAAUCUUCCAAUGACUUCUCCAUCCAGUGGCCUUCAAGGUCCUUCAUGAGUGUUACCCCUCUACACAUCCCCACCACUCACCACACAUACAUACACAUGCACACACACACAGAUACAAUUCCACCUUUUUCUAAUGCCAUCUCUUAUCUCUUAUUAUUCUGCCUCUUACUUACCCCACUACGGCUCCCAAGAAAGUUCCCGCUUUAGUGUUUUGUUCCCUCUGCCCCAGAGAGCUCCCCUUAGUGGUCUCAGUUCAAAUAUUAUCUUAUCAGUAAGACAAACCCUUCUCCCAUCUGCCCUCCCUAUCCCCUGUACCUGACAAUCUAAAAGUUUGCUUCUUUAUUUCUGUCUGCACUUCCCCCUCCCCAGCCCCAAACAUGCCCAUCACAUGCCCUAGAAGGUAAGUCCCAUGAAGGCAGGGGCUUUGUCAGUUUUGUUCAUUUGGUAUUUCUGGCAUAUAUAUUCUUUAAAUAUUUCUUGAAUUAAUGAACUGAAAAAUGUGUGUUAAAGUUGCUAAGUGUUACUGUAUCAUACUUUUUUUGUAUUUUAAAAUUUAAAAUAAAGGCUAAUAUAUUUAGACAGGAUUUCCAAUAACUUUGUCUUCAAGUUACAAUUUUCUUCGUAAUAUUCUUCACAUUAAACUGUGGACUAUAUAUUAUUUUCUGGAUAAAAUAUCCUGCCUUAUGGAAAUGAAAUAUGAUAUUUUAUUAAAAUGCUGCUAUAUUA